Messenger RNA from Cygnus atratus (black swan), 697 nucleotides. RefSeq names its product coiled-coil domain containing 92B (gene CCDC92B). The transcript has 4 exons. The coding region runs from base 14 to 697 and encodes 227 amino acids. Lineage: Eukaryota; Metazoa; Chordata; Aves; Anseriformes; Anatidae. The record is from RefSeq and is a predicted model, not a curated record.
GAAAGGAUGUGGGAUGACAAAGCGACACGAGGCCAUGUGCUGCGGGCUGCCUUACAACACGCGCGGUGCUGGCUGCGCGCUGCUGGCGUGGACCGCGAGCUCGGUUGCGAUGGAGACCGUGUCCCUGGAGCACCAGAUCCAGAGCGUGCAGCGGCACAUCGCUUUCCUGAAGAAGGAGCAAAUGGAGUUGCUCCACGACCUGCACCUGGAGAUCCUCCGCUUGCAGAAGCACUGCGCAGAGCUGACCCGCGACCUUGAAAUGAAAGAGCUGGAAGCCCGCCAGCAAGACGUGCUGGACCGGGAGCUGGAGGAGAGGUGCCGGGCGAUGGAGGCCCAGCUGCAGGAGAAGGAGAAGGACAACCUGGAGCUGCGCAAGGAGCUGCGCCACAAGGAGACUCUGGUGGCCGCGCUGCGCUCCAGCCUCCGCAACAAGGAGCGCAGGUUCCUGGAGGAGCUGAAGCGGAGGAGCCACCGCGUCACCAUCCUCGACACUGAGCUGCAGAAGCAGACAGAGGCAGCCGCCUACCUCUCCCUGCAGCUGCACGCCACUGCCCAGCGGCUGCCGGGACCCCGGGCCAGCGGGCGGCCACCUCCUGAGCAGCCCCCAUCCGAGGGCAGGCCCCGGCGCCGUGGCCACCGGGCGCACCCACGGCGCCCACCCGGGGACAGGUGCCCGCCCCAGGGACCCCACAUGUGA